Esox lucius (northern pike) is the source of this 4605-nucleotide messenger RNA. It is a transcript of the gene ndst1a, whose product is annotated as N-deacetylase/N-sulfotransferase (heparan glucosaminyl) 1a. Gene Ontology annotation, cellular component: Golgi apparatus. The record is from RefSeq and is a predicted model, not a curated record. Gene Ontology annotation, molecular function: deacetylase activity; heparan sulfate N-sulfotransferase activity. NCBI's taxonomy places the organism in Eukaryota, Metazoa, Chordata, Actinopteri, Esociformes, Esocidae.
CCCCCCACUCAGUUUGGCGAGCCCCCACAUCUCUGCCAUGGUGACAUAAGCAGCACACAUCAUGUGGGAGCGUCAACGUCGGGGAAACCAUCUCAUUUCUGUCUCCAGUAGCUGUAGCCAAUGCUUCUCUAGCCUGUGGAUUACUAACUGGAAGUCUGCCAGUAUCACGGCUGAAUUUGGACUGAUUUCUUUCUUUCGCUCAGCUUACCCUACCGAGUGACCCUGCGGAGAGUGUUUUCUGUGGCGUUCCGGUCACUGGGUCAUUGGGUCGGUCCGACGGUCGGUUGCUGGAGUGUGUGUGUGUGUGUGUGUGUGAGUGUGACGAUGCUGGGAUGCGUGUCCCGCCUGCGUCGGCUGGUCCGUCUCGUCCGCCACCUCCCCCUCCAGGCGUCUCUGCUCCUGCUCUUCCUCUUCUGCACCGUCAGCGUCUUUGUGUCCGCCUACUUCCUGUAUGGCGCAAAACGGGAGCUUGAGCCCUCGGGAGUGGGUUCGGCCGUCGGCGAAGAGGCAUCGGCCAUUUACGACGACCUGCGGGUCAGCCCGUCGCGGCUGCUCCCGUUGAGGCCGUAUCAGGGGGCCCUGGAGGUGUGGGGGGGGGGGGGUGGGGUGAGGACUGACCCCGUGGUGCUGGUGUUUGUGGAGAGCCAAUACUCUCAGCUGGGUCAGGAGAUUGUUGCCAUCCUGGAAUCCGGACGUUUCCGGUACCGGACGGAGAUAUCUCCCGGUAAAGGUGACAUGCCAACGUUAACGGAUAAGGAGCGUGGGCGAUUCACGCUGGUUAUCUACGAGAAUGUCCUGAAAUAUGUCAACCUGGACGCCUGGAACAGAGAGCUGCUGGACAAAUACUGUGUGGAGUAUGGAGUGGGAAUCAUUGGCUUCUUCAAGGCCAAUGAAAACAGCCUCCUGAGUGCGCAGCUGAAAGGCUUCCCCCUGUUCCUCCACUCCAACCUGGGCCUGAAAGAUUGCGUGGUCAACCCCAAGUCCCCCCUCCUCCUCAUCACGCGGUCCGGUCAGCCACUCCCAGGCUCGCUGCCCGGCGACGACUGGACCGUGUUCCAGUCCAACCACUCCACCUACGAGCCCGUCCUCCUUGCCAAGACCCAGUCCGCCGAGAGUGUCCCCUCGCUGGGUACGGCAGCCGCGCUGCUCCCAUCCGUGGUUCAGGACCUGGGGCUCCACGACGGCAUCCAGAGGGUCCUGUUUGGGAAUAAUCUCAGUUUCUGGCUGCACAAGCUGGUGUUUGUGGACGCGGUGGGCUUCCUCACGGGAAAGAGGCUGUCCCUCUCGAUGGAGCGCCACCUACUGGUCGAUAUAGAUGACAUCUUUGUGGGAAAGGAGGGCACCAGGAUGAAAGUAGAGGAUGUCAAGGCCCUGCUAGAGACCCAGAGAGACUUGCGUAAACAUGUUCCAGACUUCACCUUCAACCUGGGCUUCUCCGGGAAGUUCUUCCACGCAGGAUCAGACGAGGAGGACUUGGGUGAUGACUUGCUCCUCUCCUAUGUCAAGGAGUUCUGGUGGUUCCCUCACAUGUGGAGCCACAUGCAACCCCACCUCUUCCACAACCAAUCAGUGCUGGCCGAGCAGAUGCUACUCAACAAGAGGUUUGCUGUGGAGCAUGGUAUUCCCACUGACAUGGGCUAUGCGGUCGCCCCCCACCACUCCGGGGUGUACCCGGUCCACCUGCAGCUGUACGACGCCUGGAAGAAGGUGUGGGGAAUCAGGGUGACGAGCACGGAGGAGUACCCCCACCUCAAACCGGCCCGCUUCAGACGAGGAUUCAUACAUAGUGGCAUCAGCGUGUUGCCCAGGCAGACAUGUGGGCUGUUUACACACACCAUCUUCUAUAAGGAAUACCCAGGCAGUCCCAUUGAACUGGACAAGCUCAUUAACGGGGGAGAGCUGUUCCUCACUGUCCUACUGAACCCUAUCAGUAUCUUCAUGACCCACCUGUCUAACUACGGUAACGACCGCCUGGGUCUGUACACCUUUAAAACCCUGGUGGCCUUCCUCCAGACCUGGACCAAUCUGAGGCUUCAGACCCUGCCUCCUAUCCAGCUGGCCCAAAAAUACUUCAGCCUCUUCCCGAACGAGAGAGACCCGCUCUGGCAGGAUCCCUGCGAGGACAAAAGGCACAAGGACAUCUGGUCAAAGGAGAAAACAUGUGACCGUUUCCCCAAGCUGCUUGUCGUCGGGCCUCAGAAGACAGGUUCUACAGCCCUCUAUCUGUUCCUCAGUAUGCAUCCUGACCUGACUAGUAACUACCCCAGCAAGGAAACCUUUGAGGAGAUCCAGUUCUUCAAUGGCCACAACUACCACAGAGGCAUUGACUGGUACAUGGAGUACUUCCCCCUGCCCUCCAACACCAGCUCAGAAUACUACUUUGAGAAGAGUGCCAACUACUUUGACUCUGAGGUGGCAGCUGAACGUGUGGCUGCCCUCCUGCCCAAGGCCAAGAUCAUCACCAUCCUCAUCAACCCUGCUGACCGCGCCUACUCCUGGUACCAGCACCAGCGCGCCCAUGAAGACCCAGUGGCUCUGAAGUAUUCCUUCUAUGACGUAAUCACGGCUACCCAUGAUGCCCCAGUGAAACUGCGCAUGCUCCAGAACCGCUGCCUGGUGCCGGGCUGGUACGCCAUCCACAUUGAGCGCUGGCUCAACCACUACCACUCCAGCCAGAUCCUGAUUCUGGAUGGACAGCAGCUAAAAACGGAGCCGGCCUCAGUCAUGGACAAGAUCCAGAAGUUUAUGGGCCUGGUCAACACAGUCAACUACCACAAGAUUCUAGCGUUUGACCCCAGGAAAGGCUUCUGGUGCCAGUUGCUGGAGGGGGGGAAGACCAAGUGUUUGGGGAAGAGCAAAGGGCGAAGAUACCCUGAUAUGGAGACCGAGUCCCAGUCGUUCCUCAGGCAACAUUACAGGGAUCACAAUAUAGAGCUGUCUAAGCUACUGUACAGGAUAGGCCAGCCCCUUCCCAGCUGGCUCAGAGAGGAACUGGUCCGUACCAGCUAGCAGAACCAGCAGAGGAUAUCAUCUCAGCGGACUGUAACACAGCUAACCCCACAGAGAACACCACACGGAGGAGCAUGAUCUUACCCAUAGGAGGGGUAAAAACUCUCCCUUGACGGGGUUCAGAAGGGUGGGUGAUCUGAUCACCUGCCAGAAUGGAGAUUAGGAGAACGCGACGGCCUCUCCUCUCUAUGGGCUCCUCAAGAGAGAAAUGGGUGUGGUGGAGGAGGAAAGGAGAGUAAGGAAUGUGACUUAGGAGUGGGCUUUGACUUUGCAAUCGCUUGUAGCCUAGGCCCUAAGUUCCUUCCCAUGAAACACCAUCACCCUCACUAGGAACGCUUUAGGAAAACGCCCCCCCCCCCCCAGCCCGGACUGCACCAACUCUUAGGGGGUGGAGGGGGGGGCAAAGGUGCAGCUACGGGAAGAACGGAAUUGGGACACGGUUGUGUUCAACCCUCAUCCCGUCUCUGUUCGGUCGUCCCAUGCCUUCCUCACAUGGAAUUGAACCAUACUCUCGGGGAAGAAGAGGACUGCACAGAUCCAGUUGUUAAAGGCUGGGAGGUAAUGAACAGUGGUGGUGGCUUUCAUCAGCCUAGUUUAUCCCCAACCACUGACACAGUCAAACAUCUGCCCUCUGAUGAAUUCAUGAACUAGAUGACAUACAGCAGAGAUUAGUACUUGAACGGUGGCAUUAGUUAAUACCUGUGGUUGUCAAAUUACCAUGGGGGGUGUGUGUGUGUGUGUGUUGACACACGCUACAGGUUGUAUGUAGUCCUAUUCACUAGGCCUUUGUAGAAACUAGACAUUAACGCAUUUACCAGUGCCAGGACAGAAUCUUCACCACUACAUGACAUGGCCUAUUUAUGGUUCUUAUUUUUUUUUGUAAGAUUACUUUAUGUUACUAUUUGUGAUUGGGAGUUCACAGCACAGGGAUUGCCAGGCCAGGCGGGCUGCACAUGUUUGAAAGCACAAUAUGCAAAGCGGUGCUGUUCCAAACGUGCGCUACUUGUGACCGGCGCUGCACUGAUCCGGGUCGAAAGUAACGUAUUGCGCGGGGAAACGGCUGCUGUUUGGGACUCUGCAAAAUACACACAGGUGGGCUGAAAGCACAGUCAUAUCACAGGUACCACACCAUGUGAAGUCGGACAUAAGCUAUGUUAAUGUAGCCUGGGUACCAGUCUGCUCCUGCUAACAUUCCACUCCUUGGCGUGACAGAGUGCGGUAAGUGGAAUAUUAGCACAAAACGAGUUCUGGAUUUAAGGCCAACGCUAAUGCACUCAUUGUCAAAUAGUCUCCUGUAAUGUGAGAUAGAGAAUGAGAAAACACACUUGUAUUACUGAUGAUGUGUUUCAAAGCUGUGUAUAUUUGAGUCCUUUUUUAUUUGUUUUAGCAGUUAUUCUUUGCAUUUCUGAGUUGCAUCAGGGAGACUAAAAGAUGCACAUUGAACACACUCAUUGGAUGAGCCUAAAUAGAGUUCCUCAGAUUUGGGUCACUUGGUAUUACUGUUGCAAGCAUAGAUAACAAAAAGCUGCUCUUACUGUCUGUAAUAGUUUAGUACAAUUUCAGGCAAAAUAAAAAUGCACAUGCUGUUUUUCCCUU